Molecule: messenger RNA, 3256 nt
Organism: Octopus bimaculoides (California two-spot octopus)
Lineage: Eukaryota; Metazoa; Mollusca; Cephalopoda; Octopoda; Octopodidae
Biological process (GO): circadian rhythm; regulation of DNA-templated transcription
Cellular component (GO): nucleus
Molecular function (GO): DNA-binding transcription factor activity; DNA binding
Source: RefSeq, a predicted model, not a curated record
ACGUUCUGAGUUCAAAUUCCGCCGAGGUUGACUUUGCCUUUCAUCCUUUCGGGGUCGAUUAAAUAAGUACCAGUUACGCACUUGGGAUCGAUGUAAUCGACUUAAUCCCUUUGUCUGUCCUUGUUUGUCCCCCUCUAUGUUUAGCCCCCUGUAAGCAAUAAAGAAAUAUACAUCUGUGUACUAUAUAGUAUAUAUGUAUGCACAUGUGUGUGUAUAUUAGAUGUAUGUGUAUACAUGUGCAUACACACAUACACGUGCAUACGAAGGCAGCUGAACACGGUGAAUCUGUGGACAGACGUGACGGGUUCGAUCCCAUUGCACGAUACCUUGGCCUUCACUUGUAUAUUUAUAUCUUUUAGUUUUUGUUUGGAGGGAAAGCAGCCCCUACGACCCUUCGCAGGGCCUCCAACAUUUGUGAGAGGUUGGGUGGUUAGGAUCCUCAGCCAAAGGCCUGAUCCGAAUGCCUUGUGCGGACUGCAAAAAAGGCACCCUAAGGGGAGGGAGUUUGACCGAGGGCUUUAUAGACGGAAACAGUGCGGAAGCCUGACAUAUCCGUUUGUAUGUUUAUGUUUAUCGGUGUUUGAAAUUGUCUCUCUUUAUAUCAGUGUAACACAGCGAUUCGGCGAAAAGAAAUCGAUAAAAUGUAAACUAGAGUGGGUGUUUAGAGACGAUUUGAGCGAUUAAUUUCCAUUUAGCCGAUGCUCCAGCUUGGCCAUAGUACAGUAGUUGCUGUCAGAAACGAGAGAGAGAGAGAAGGAAAGAAAGAAAGAAAUGGUUGAUAACGGACACGAAUGAAUGAAUGAAUGAAUUAGCUGAGAGAGAGAGAGAGUUAUUCAGUCAGUCAGUCAGAAAGACAGACACUGGGAAAGUUGGAUGGAUGGUAGAACCAGGUAAAAGCAGGAAGACGGAAAUAAUUUUAUAGGGAGAGAGAAAAGAAAAGAGGGACUCAUAGCAAAUUCGAAACUUCACUCUAUUGUAGGAGUAAUUUCUGUAACACAAGCUCUUCCGCCUUUAAGAUCGCUAUUCUGUUGUGCAUCCAAUCUCACCAAUAAUGCUGCAUCAAGGUACCAAGUUGACGAAGACGAAGGAGCGGCCAUCUGCUGCGCAUGAGACCUGUGGUCAAAGACAGUAGGGGGGGAAUUGUGUCACUUGGGAUCAUGGACAAUUCAGUCACUUACGGGUAUUCAUAUUAUCAAAAUCAGUCCACAAUGGUUAUCAAUAGUAACACUAACAGCAACCACACCACCACUUCCACCACCACCUCCACCACCACCACCAACAACAACAACAACAGCAACAACAACAACAACAACAACAAUGGCAACAAUAACAGUGAAUCAAAGGACGACUUUUCUGAUUGUGUCAGUUCUGGCGAAGACAGUAUUCGCGAUAUUUCCGUACAAGGGGGAGACAUGCAUGGUUUCAUUCCGUCAAGGAAACAGCGUGCUUUCACACCCGAUAACCGAAAAGAUCAAUGUUAUUGGGAAAAGCGACGCAAAAACAACGAAGCGGCCCGAAGGUCCCGUGAGAAACGAAGGUUACACGACAUGGCGCUCGAGAAACGCAUUGUAGAGCUUUCCCGCGAGAGCUGCAUCCUUCGAACCCAGCUCUAUGCUGUCAAGAAGCGAUACGGCAUCCCUCGUGAGGAACCGAUUAUUUUGGACAACGAAGAGCAAGAAGUUCUUGAUAAAGAUCUUCAAGCUCUCAAUGCAGCCAGUGCCAGCGCAGCUGCCGUAGUGUCGUCUCCAAUGCCACCAAAUGCAGUGUUAAACAGUCUGAAAAUCCGGCGGGCGUCACCUGUUGGGUUGCCUUUAGUUUCAUCGACUGGCUCCAACGCACCUGCCUCCGUUCCAAAUGUAACCAAUAGCAACAACAAUGAUACACGUAGUGUGAUCUUCUCGUUACCAAACAACUCUGAAACCCUCUCAGGGAACACUUCAGCUCCUGCCACAAUGUCAACAAUUAAGGGUCACAAAAACAGCUUGGUUGCGACCACGUUGUCAUCGAUCCAGCACCAAUAUAACUUUGAACCGGCCCUCGCUGUGAAACAGGAACCGGUUGAUGACUUUGAGAGCACAGUCCUAAACACUAGCGAAAGUCAAGGCUCGGUGGAUUACCCAUCGUCAGAAAGCUACACAACAUCUUCAGAGACAUUUGAAACCACUACCUCAGCUCUGAUGAUGGGUAAAGACAAUGCCGAGAACCAUAUAAACUCGGGCAAGAGCCUGGAGAGUUCUUGGUAUCAUGGAUCGAGAGAGCCCAUAGAUAAUGGGAAAUUAGUUCCAGCGGCAGGAGACCUUGAACAAAAACCUUUACAGCUUGUGGUGAAACGUCGUAAAGUGGAACCCGAACAGUUUGCUCAUUCACAGGAACCCGUGGGGGAAUAUCAUAAAAACAACAACACCGUCACAACCACCACCCCUAACAACAAUAACAACCACCUCCACCAUCACCAACAGUCACAACAACAGCAACCACCACCACAACAAAAAUCUCCAGUUAUCUCUCCGAUGGUGCCAAGCCCCCACAGCCUGAGCAUCAGUGAGAGUCCCAUCCUUCGAACAUCCAUCUCGACAUUACCAUUGAAACUACGUCAUAAGGUUUCACUUCCUGACCACACCAUGUCGUCAGUACAGUUGUCUUCUCCCACGGCCACAGUUACGUCAUCACCUCUAUCGUCAUCAUCAUCAUUUUCAUCAGCAUCUGCUUUCACUCAGAACGAGGCCCCAGCAACCCCUUCAACCCUUCACAAUGGUCUCACGCAGCUUUCCGAAAUCGCUCUGUCCCAUAGCAAUCCAUUACCUUUACUUAAGAAAGAUGUCAUAAAUGGUGUCAACCUGCUAUCAAGAUGUAACGGGAGCAACAGCAGCAGCAGCAGCAGUAGCCUGGACGGCAACAUGAACGAUGCCAGUGACUUAGAAAUGAAACCAAGCGAACACGAAAUGCUCAGUCGCUUGGACCCGAAAUAUGUCGAACGCAGAAAGCGCAACAACGAGGCUGCUCGAAAGUGUCGUGAAAACAGGAAGGCAUUGACGAAACUGCGAGAAGUGAAGUCGAGCUAUCUGGAGUCCGAGAACGGCAAACUUCGUAACGAGAUGAAUGACCUGCAGGAAGAGGUGAAACAGCUGAGAGAACUGCUUGAGAAGAAACGGUUAGAGCAGGGUUUCAAGGGGAAAUUGUCUGAUGCUGCAGACGCUCAUAAUAGCAUCACCAUUAACACAUAACAACAACAAAUUCCCCCCCCCCAAAAAAAGAA